Molecule: messenger RNA, 13650 nt
Organism: Cavia porcellus (domestic guinea pig)
Lineage: Eukaryota; Metazoa; Chordata; Mammalia; Rodentia; Caviidae
Gene: Tnrc18
Product: trinucleotide repeat containing 18
Exons: 29
Coding region: 4533-13166 (2877 amino acids)
Molecular function (GO): chromatin binding
Source: RefSeq, a predicted model, not a curated record
UCUUUCUUUCUUUUUUUUUUUUUUUUGAGACAGGGCCUUACUAUGUAGUCCAGGCUGACCUCAAGCUCACUGUGAUCUUCCUGCCUCAGUCUCCUGAGUGCUGGGAUCACAGGUUGCCACCUUGCCCACACCGGGUAUGAACCAGUGAUCCUUCUGGCUCAGCGUCCUACAGUGCUGCGAUGACAGGCCUACGCUGCUCACCGACCCUUUCUUUCCUUCCUUGGUGAUUCUGUUCCUGGAAUUUCCCACUAUGCUUCUCCUGGUUGACCUGCCUGAUGCCAUGGGGUGUUGUACAGCCAUCAUCUCCCAGCUUGUCUGCCUCUGCAGUGUUGGAUCUGCAGUGUUCUGAUUCCCCACACCAUCCUGUUUUACCUCCUUCUUUCUGUGGAGCACAUACUACAGUAGCUUUCUGUGAAAAGGUACAUGCAAAGACAUCUUUUGGGUCUUAGUAUGCCUGAAAAUCGCCUUCAUUGUACCUUCUUCUCACUUCAGGGAUAUUUGGAGAAUAACCCUCCCCAUCCUCAAUUUUGAAGGAAUAGCCAUCACCUUUUAUAUUCUAGUGUUCCUUUUGAGGAAUAUAAAGCCUUUUUUUGUCCCUGUGGUGCUGGGAAUAAUUGAAUGGAGGGCCAUUUUGCCAUUUUGAUUCUUGUACUUUUUUUUUUUUUGAGAUGGUCUCAUGUAGUUUAGGCUGGCCUUGAACUCACUGUGUGGCCCAGAUUGGCCUAGAAUUUGUGAUGCUCAGGCCUCAGCCUGUAGUGGCUGGAGUGUCACCACAACUGACCUAUUUUAAUUCUUGAUCUUUGUAUGUGAGUGAUCAUUUUUCCCCUUUUGCAAAUGCUCAGCAUCCUUUAGAACCACAUACUAGCUAAGAGCACAGGCAGACUCACCUGUUUCAUCACCUCCUGGCUGUGUAGCUUGGACAUUUUACCCAAGGACGCCUCAGUUGUUUUUUAAAGAGGGUAGUAGGACCUGGGGAUGUAGCUCAGUGGCAGAGCGCUCGCCUGGCAGGUGCCAGGACCUGCCUUUGAUCCCCAGCACUGCAAAAAUAAAGAAAAAAAUAAACUGGGCCGACAGCUGCCCUUCCGUCUGUGUGAAAACUAAGUGAGUUAUAUGCAUCAGUCCCUGGGACAUGGCCUGGCCUUGGAGUUCUUGCUGUUUUUCAUUGGAUCGCUGUGCUUUUUUGAGACAGGCUCUCACUGUGUAGUCCAGGCUGGCCUCAAACGCACAGCAAUCUCCCAUGAGCAGCCUCACCAAUGCUGGGAUCACAGGCAUGCGCCACCGUGCCCAGGUGAAUUACUAUUUUCAUUAGAAUUCUUUCCAUCCCACUAUUUUUGCUAUUUUUUAAUACUAUGUUAGCCUGGAUGGGUUUCUUGGGCUGAUCAUCAAAUUUUCCUCCACUUGCUAUUUGUCAUGUCUUUCUAUUUCUUCUGUUUUCUAGAUGUCCUUAACAGGAUCUGCUAAUAUUUCAAUUUUAAUUUUUUUUUUUUUUGGUUCUGGGGAUCAAACUCAUGACCUCAUGCUUGCCAGGCAGGCGCUUGUGACACCACUGAGCUAAAUCCUCAGCCCCUCAAUUUAAUUUUUUAAAUUGGUUAAAAAUGAAUAGUCUCCAAGUGCUCUUAUAAUCUGGAUGUUUCUUGUCUGACGGUGCUGGGAAUUAAAGCACCUUGUACACAUGAAUCAUGCACACUACUGCAGAGCUGAGUCCCCAGCCCCUGCUUUUUUCAAAAUAGCAUCUCCUUCUAUUUCAUGGGUACAGUCAUUUUCAUUACUUGGAUGAUGUUUAUUUUGUGGUGUGGGAGAUGGAAUCCCUGGUCUUCACCCUGAGCUAUAUCAUGGGCCCUCUUUUUUUUUUUUUGUCUUUUUGAGACAGGGUCUCUCUAUGCAGUUCAGGCUGGCCUUGAGCUCACUUUGUAGCCCAGGCUGGUCUCUGGCUGAGGCAAAGACCCUCCUGCCUCAGCCUCCCAAGUGCUGGGAUUACAGGCGUGAACCACCAUGCCCAGCUAAAACAAAGUCUUGCUAUUUUGUCCAGACUAGCCUCAAAUUUAACGAUCCCUCUGCCUCAGUCUCCCAGAGUGCUGGGAUUGCAGGCCUGUACCACCAUACCUGGCUGCCAUAGUGAUAUUAAUUGUAUUUUUUUCCAGGAGUUUUCUUUUCUCUGGCCUUGUCUGUGUUUCUCCUAGGCCCCUGUCUGGGACUUGCAAGUGUCUCAUUGUUUCAGAGGGCAGUCCCAGGAGCAGGUGUGGCUCAGAUGCAGGGAAGGAGCUUAGUGGCCAUUGAAAAACUUCCUGAAUGUCAAUCUCUGUAAGAGGUUUUCUUUUGACCUUGUAAAUCUCAGGAGUAAAAAUCCUCCAGUUUCUGCAUGGGUAGGUUUCAUCGUCUUCCUGAGGUCCUCGUGGAGGACCUGCACGUAAGAUUCCUGUCUUCUGGUCCUCACCCCACUCCUGAGAAUUCAUGCCUUUCCUUGUAAGCACAGGGCUCACAGGAGGGCGGGCACAAGUGGGGCUCUACAUUUGUCUGUGUGUGAAACCAGCUGUCUAAUGUUUAGCAUGGGGCAUGCACCUGUAAUAGCUCCUCAAGAAGCUGAGGCAGGAGGAUCUCUGGUUUGAGAGGCUAAUCUGGGUAAUUUUGUGAGACAUUCACAACAAAGCAAAGCAAGGCCGAAGAAUUCCAUUGGGCUUGUCCUCAGCCCCUCCUUGUGCCCUUGCCCUAGGCUUGGGGAGAGAUCAGGAUCUGAAAUGGUUUUUUCUAUUUUUCUUUGGUCUUUUUGAGACAGGGUCUCACUAUGCAGUUCAGGCUGGUCUUGGUCUCACUUUGCAGCCCAGGCUGGUCUCGAACUUGCAAAUGAUUCUCCUGCCUCAGCUUCCAAGUGCUGGGAUUGCAGGAGUGAACCACCACCGACGCCCGCCGGCUUUUCUGGAAUGGUUUCUUGAUUGUUCCCUUCCAGGUUAGGUUUCAGAUGUCCCCCAUUCACCACCCUGCGAAGCUGCUCUUUAGCUUUCCUGCGCUGCACCCCCAUUUCCCUCUAGUUCUGAUUUCUCUCCUUUUAAAACCACUUUACUUUCGUUUCCUCGAGGCACUGGCCUGGGGAGCGCUUUUCUAGGUCUGCGACUGCACGUGGCUGGUAUGCCCGAGGCUGGCUCCUUCCCUGGUGCCACCUGGCUUCUGUAGGCCAUUGCUGGAAGACCCCUGUCCCUGCUUCUGGUUCUUUGGGGCAGGUGUUCGGGCAUCAGUGGGGACUUUGCCUGCAAUAGGUUCAGCCCAGGGCUCAGGCUGGGUGCACGAAUUUGCAUAUCACUGACUAGGCCGGGAUUCCCUCUCUAAUCUGAGCACCUUCUGGGUGGGGCUGAGCCUGGCUAGAGCCCGAUUUGAUGUUGGGAGGGCCUGGCUGGGUUUGCCUGGUCUGGGGUGGAAUGUAGGGAUCCCUGAGGGAGGCGGAGGCUGCUGGGGCCGAGUGAGAGCGGCACGGUGGGCGGGUGGAGGUGGUCUGCACCACCCUCGGGCCCUCCCCUAAGCCUCCUGAGGGUGAGUGAGGACUGAUCCCGACUGCAGUCUGGCUUCCUACUGCCGGUUCCGGAGCUGCCUCUUGGCUGCAACCAUGGGAGCUCUGGGAUGUUCGUGGUGGCCACAGGUCCUCAGCCAGGGAGACAAGGAUGUGCAGGGUAAGCACCUCCCCCAGGUCUCAUCUGGAGAAGAGCGUGUCCCCACGCAGAGGAGACAGGCGAGGCGUGGUGCACAUGUGAUGCCCACUUUGUUGCCUUUGUCUUUAGUGGAUAGGAAGGCACAGAGAGGUCAAAUCACCUGCCUGAUGCCCCACAGCCAGCUUGUAAGGCAUCUGGGAAUGAGGUCUGUGCCCUUUUCUAGAAAGAGCAGGGGGCGCAGGGGGGCCAGGGCUGUUGGAAGGUGGGUUGUUGGUGGGAAAUUUCCUGAUACGGUAGAAAUUUUUCUGAAUUGCCAUUCGUUCAUUUGUUUUUUUAUUUAUGUAUUGGGGCAGUCACGUUUUGUAGUCCAGGUCACUCUUGAACUUCUUAUAUAGCUCGGGCUGACCUGGAACUUGUGAUCCUGGGGCCUCAGCCUCCCAGAGUGCUGGGCUCACUGGUGUGCAUUCCACGCCCGCAAAAGUCACUUUUGGGGAGUCUUCUUCCGUGUCCCCAGGGCAGCGCACAUUCAGAUGGGUACCUUCAGAGAUUAGCGGGACUAGUGUGUCAUGGUUUUCAUUUGUUUUUAUGCAUUAACCCUGUGGGUCACUGCUAGGGUGGGUCACAGCUGCCCUAGACCUGCUGGUCUGCUUUCACCUGUGUAUUAAUAUUUUCUAUCUUUUUUCCUCCCCUAGUCCUCAGAAUUGAACCCAGGGCCUUUGCAUUAAGUUAAUCCUGAGUCUUUUAAAAAGAUUUCUUUUUUUAGUUUUUGAGACAGGAUCUCAUUAAGUUGGCUAGGCUGGGCUCCAAUUUGGUGAUCAUCCUGCUUCAGUCUCCCAGACUUCAGUCUCUGGAAUUAGAGGCGAGGCCUUCUUGGGCAGCUUUGUGGCCAGUGGGAUGGGGCCCUCGGCCUCAUCCCAGGGAAGCCCGGUGCCCCUGCCCUCUGAUCUCUCCUUCCGCUCCCCUACCCCCAGCAACCUGCCCAUGGUGCAGCUGUGGGCUGCCCAUGCCCAUGAAGGCUUCUCCCACCUGCCCAGUGGGCUGUACCCUUCCUACCUCCACCUGAACCACCUGGAGCCCUCCAGCAGUGGGAGCCCCCUCCUCAGCCAGCUGGGUCAGCCCAGCAUCUUUGAUACCCAGAAAGACGGCUUCUACCUGCCCACACCAGGGGCCCAGAGUGCCCUGCACUCCCACGCACCCUCCUCCAGAACCACCAGCGGCCACUCCUCUGGCGCACAGGCCAAAGGCUCUGCGUCGUCGCGGGAAGGAACAUCCAAGGAGCGCGUGGGCCGCAGCGGGGAGCCCACACUAUUCGGCAAGAAGGACCCCCGGGCACGUGAGGAGGCUGCCGGACCGCGCGGUGUGGUGGACCUGACCCAAGAGGCUCGGACCGAGGGCCGUCCGGACCGAGCGCCAGCGCGCCUGGCCGAGCGCCUGUCACCCUUUCUGGCGGAGGCCAAGGGCAAGGGCGCGCUGCAGGCGUCUGCGCUGGGCAUGUGCAACGGCACGGCGGACGCGGGCCUGGGGGCCAAGGAGGCGGCCCGGCAGGACGAAAGUGUGCGGCUGCUGCGCCGCGCAGAAGCACUGCUGCCUGUGCCAAGACCCUGCCCCUCACCGCUGCCGCCGCCGCCGCCUCCGCUGCCCCCAAAGGGGGCCCCCGGACCUCCCUCCUCUGCGCCCGCAGGCGUCUACACCGUGUUCCGCGAGCCGGGACGAGAGCAUCGCGUGGUGGCGCCCACCUUUGUGCCUUCCGUGGAGGCCUUCGACGAGCGCGCAGGACCCAUCCAGAUCGCAUCUCAGGCGCGUGACACCCGGACGCGCGAGCGAGAGCGGGAGGCAGGGCGGCCCGGGGUGCUGCAGGCGCCACCAGGAUCCCCGCGGCCUGAGCGCCCUGAGAUCCUGCGCGAAAAGAACUCCGUCAUCCGCACUCUCAAGCGCCCGCCGCCUCCUGCCGAUGCGCCCCCGACCCGAACCGCUCGCGCUUCCCCGGAUCCGCGCGUCUACUUGCCGCCCAAGGAGCUGCCCAAGCCGGAGGCUGAGCCACGGCCAUGUGAGCGCGCACCCCGGGGGGCCCUGCAGUCUGCCAAGCUCUUUGGCCUGGAGCCUGCGCGCGCCCCUGCACCCCCAGGUCCGGAGCCCAAGUGGAAGCCCUUUGAGCUGGGCAACUUUGCCACGACGCAGAUGGCCGUGCUUGCCGCACAGCACCACCACGCCAGCCGGGCCGCUGAAGAGGAUGCCUCCAAGAAGGCAUACCUGGACCCCGGCGGCACGCUGCCCCGUGCCCGGCCGGGCGCUGACCUGCAUCCUGGGGCACCGGCGGCCCACGGACCUGGAGAGGCCUCCGCCAUGCAGAGUCUCAUCAAGUACAGUGGCAGCUUUGCUCGAGAGGCAGUGGCUGUACGUCCUGGCGGAUGUGGCAAGAAGAGCCCCUUCGGGGGUCUGGGUACCAUGAAACCUGAGCCUGCGCCCACCUCUGCAGGCACCCCACGUGGCCAGGCCCGACUCCCACACCCUGGGGGUCCUGUAGCCAGUGGAGGCCGGCAGCUAAAGCGGGACCCGGAGAGACCGGAGAGUGCCAAGACCUUUGGGCGUGAAGGCUCUGGUGCCCAAGGGGAGGCUGAGGUGCGGCACCCGCCCGUGGGCAUUGCUGUGGCAGUGGCUAGGCAGAAGGACAGUGGUGGCAGUGGCCGGCUGGGACCUGGGCUUGCAGACCAGGAGCGUUCCCUGUCCCUAAGCAAUGUCAAAGGGCACAGCCGGGCUGACGAGGACUGUGCAGAAGACCGGGCCAGGCACCGGGAGGAGCGGCUGCUUGGGGGACGGCUGGACCGGGACCAGGAGAAGCUGCUCCGAGAAAGUAAGGAGCUAGCCGACCUGGCCCGCUUGCACCCUACCAGUUGUGCUCCUAAUGGCCUGAACCCCAACCUCAUGGUGACUGGGGGCCCAGCGCUGGCGGGCUCAGGGCGCUGGUCUGCUGACCCUGCGGCCCAUCUGGCCACACACCCCUGGCUGCCCCGCUCGGGCAGCACGUCCAUGUGGCUCGCUGGCCACCCGUACGGUUUGGGGCCCCCCUCGCUGCACCAGGGCAUGGCACCCGCCUUCCCACCUGGCCUGGGGGCCUCCCUGCCUUCGGCCUACCAGUUUGUCAGGGACCCCCAGUCGGGCCAGCUGGUGGUCAUCCCCAGCGAUCACCUGCCUCAUUUUGCAGCUGAGCUGAUGGAGCGGGCUGCAGUGCCGCCCCUCUGGCCAGCGCUGUACCCACCGGGCCGCAGUCCUCUGCACCACGCGCAGCACCUGCAGCUCUUCUCACAGCAGCACUUCCUGCGGCAGCAGGAGCUCCUUUACCUGCAGCAGCAGGCCGCCCAGGCCCUGGAGCUGCAGCGCAGUGCCCAGAUAGUGCAGGAGCGUCUGAAGGCCCAGGAGCAGCGGGCUGAAAUGGAGGAAAAAGUGAGCAAGCGGAGCUUGGAAGCUGCCGGCAAGGCUGGCCUGGCUGCUGCGGGCCCAGGGCUGCUGCCUCGCAAGCCCCCGGGCCUGGCCACCGGCCCCGCGGGCACCUAUGGCAAGGCCGUUAGCCCACCGCCGUCCCCCCGCGCCUCCCCCGUGGCUGCCCUGAAGGCCAAGGUCAUCCAGAAGCUGGAGGAUGUGGCCAAGCCGCCUGCCUACGCCUACCCUGCCACGCCCAGCUCCCUCCCCAGCAGCCCACCCCCUGCCUCCCCGCCACCCACCCCCGGCCUCACCCGUAAGGAAGAGGCCCCCGAAAAUGUGGUAGAGAAGAAGGACUUGGAGCUGGAGAAGGAAGCCCCCAGCCCCUUCCAGGCUUUGUUCUCAGACAUCCCCCCGAGGUACCCGUUCCAAACCCUGCCACCGCACUACGGGAGGCCUUACCCAUUCCUGCUGCAGCCCACAGCAGCUGCCGAUGCUGACGGCCUGGCCCCUGAUGUGCCACUUCCGGCCAAUGGCCCCGAGCACCUGGACCUCUCUCCUGAAGACAAACCCAUCUGCCUGUCACCCUCUAAGAUCCCUGAGCCACUGCGGGAGGCCCCGGAAGAAGAGCCACUGGCUGACCGGGAGGUGAAGGCCGAGGUGGAGGAUGUGGAAGAAGGCCCUGCAGAGUUGCCACCCCUGGAGUCACCGCUGGCCCUGCCUGUCCCUGAAGCCAUGGUGGCAGCAAGCCCUGCGGGCAGCUGUGGAGGUGGCCUGCAUGAGGCUCAGGUGCUGGGCACCACAGGAAAGGGCUGCCCAGAGCCCUCUGAAGACUCAGAUUUUGCAGAGGGGGCUGAGGUACAGGCGGAGUUGCCAGGCCGGACAGAGUCCCACACAGCCGUCCUGGAGCUGGCAGGGCGGUUGUCACCUGAGCCACUGGUGGAGACUAAGGAGGAGCCAGUGGAGGUACCCCUUGACGUGCCCAUGGAGACUCCCGUGGCCGAGGCUGGGCCCGAGGAAGGCCUGGCACAGCCGAUUCUGAGUGAACCCCAGCCCAGCCUUGAACUGCCAGACUGUGACCUGCCUGCCAGAGAGGGACCGUGCCCCAACCUGGAGGCCCAGGGGGCUGUGCCUGUGCCUGCCAGCACCUGCUGCCUGGAAGAAGGGUCCUCAGACCAGUUUCUGCCUGGCCUGGAGGACCCACUGGCUGGCAUGAAUGCCCUGGCAGCUGCGGCAGAGAUGCCUCAGGCUAGGCCUCUGCCCUCCCCAGACUCUGGAGCCCAGGCUACGGAGAGGCUGGAUACAACCCCAAGUCUGGUCCUGGAGCAGGGAUUCCUGCAGGGCAUCACCCUGCUGAGUGAGAUCGCAGAGCUGGAGCUUGAGAGGAGGAGCCAGGAGGUAGGAGGUGUGGAGCCCGGCCUGACCGUGCGGCCCUCACUGGAGAGCCUGUUGGCGGCCAGCAGCCACAUGCUGAAGGAAGUACUGGACGGCCCCUUUACAGACCCACUCAAGAACUUGCGGCUGCCUCGGGAGCUGAACCCCAAUAAGAAGUACAGCUGGAUGCAGAAGAAAGAGGAGCGGAUGUUUGCUAUGAAGUCUUCCCUGGAAGACAUGGACGCCCUGGAGCUGGACUUCCGGAUGCGGCUGGCGGAGGUGCAGCGCCAGUACAAGGAGAAGCAGCGUGAGCUCGUGAAGCUGCAGCGCCGCCGGGACUCUGGGGACAGGCACGAGGAUCCCCAUAGAAGCUUGGCACGCAGAGGCCCUGGCAGGCCACGGAAACGGACCCACGUCCCGAGCGCCCUGUCGCCCCCCUGCAAGAGAGGGAAGAGGCACAGCAGUAGCGGAAAGCUGAGCACCAAGUCCCUGCUGACAUCAGAUGACUAUGAGCUUGGAGCUGGGAUAAGGAAGAGACACAAAGGGCCUGAGGAGGAACACGACACGCUCAUUGGAAUGGGGAAAGCCAGGGGCAGGAACCACAGCUGGGAUGAACAGGAGGCCUCGUCUGACUUCAUGAGUCAGCUAAAGAUUAAGAAGAAGAAGAUGGCCAGCGACCAGGAGCAGUUGGCAAGCAAGCUAGACAAGGCCCUCUCCCUCACAAAGCAGGACAAGUUGAAAUCGCCCUUCAAGUUUUCGGACAGUUCUGGGGGGAAAUCGAAAACUAGUGGGGGCUGUGGCAGGUUCUUGACUCCUUAUGACAGCCUGCUGGGCAAGAACAGGAAGGCACUGGCCAAAGGCCUGGGCCUGUCUCUGAAAUCUUCUAGAGAAGGUAAACACAAAAGGGCUGCCAAAGCCAGGAAGAUGGAGGUGGGGUUCAAGGCCAGAGGCCAGCCCAAGUCGGCCCACUCCCCUUUCGCCUCGGAAGUGAGCAGCUACUCCUACAAUACGGACUCAGAGGAAGAUGAAGACUUCCUGAAGGAUGAGUGGCCUGCCCAAGGCCCCUCCGGCUCCAAACUGACCUCCUCCCUCCUGUGUGGCAUGGUGGCAAAGAACGGCAAGCCAGCCACCGGCCCCAAGCUGACCAAGAGGGGCCUAGCGGCCCCCCGGACUCUGAAACCCAAGGCGGCCGCCAGCAGGAAGCAGCCGUUCUGCUUGCUGCUCCGAGAGGCCGAGGCCCGCUUGUCCUGCAGCGACUCUUCGGAGGACUCGUUUGACCAAGAUGAGACCUCCGAGGAGGACGAGGAGGAGCUGGAGGAGGAGGAGGAGGAGGAGGAGGAGGAUGAGGAGGCUGCUGGUGGCUAUAGGCUGGGCACUCGGGAGCGGGCGCUGUCACCAGGCCUGGAGGAGAGUGGGCUGGGCCUGCUGGCCCGCUUUGCAGCCAGUGCCCUCCCCAGCCCUAUGGUGGGACCGUCCCUGUCUGUGGUGCAGCUGGAGGCCAAGCAGAAAGCUCGGAAGAAAGAGGAGCGGCAGAGUCUAAUGAGCACGGAGUUUGAGUACACAGACUCGGAGAGUGAGGUCAAGGUGCGCCGGCCGCCCCCCGCCACGCUGCUGCGGCCCAAGAAGGCACCGGGUGAGCCUGGGGCCCCGCUGGCCACCCCCGCGCCCUGCGCCCGUGGCCCCAGCAGCCCCGACAAGGCCAAGCUGGCCGCGGACAAGGGGCGCAAGGCCCGCAAGCUACGGGGUCCCAAGGAGCCGGGCUUUGAGGCGGGGCCCGAGGCCAGCGAUGACGACCUGUGGACUCGGCGGCGCAGCGAGCGCAUCUUCCUGCACGACGCCUCGGCUGCCGCAUCGGCACCCGCUCCCAGCAGCAGCACCCCGACCCCUGCCAAGGCCGGCCGCUGUGCCCGGGGCCCGCCCAGCCCGCGCAAGGACGGCGGCCGCGCCCGGGACAGGAAGGACCCCAGGAAGAAGAAGAAAGGGAAGGAGGCCGGGUCUGCUGCCACGCUGCCACCGGCCCGCGUGCCCAGCCUGCCCACUGAGGCCAGAGCCGCUCACGCAGGCCCACUGGCCACCGCCAAGAGGAGCAAGGCCAAGGCCAAAGGGAAGGAGGCCAAGAAGGAGAACCGUGGGAAGGGAGGUGCAGUGAGCAAACUGAUGGAAAGCAUGGCUGCAGAGGAGGACUUCGAACCCAACCAGGACUCAAGCUUCUCGGAGGAUGAGCACUUGCCACGUGGGGGCGCUGUGGAGCGGCCACUGACCCCAGCGCCGCGCUCCUGUGUCAUCGACAAGGAUGAGCUGCAGGAUGGGCUGCGAGUGCUCAUCCCCAUGGACGACAAGCUGCUCUACGCCGGCCAUGUGCACACUGUGCACUCGCCUGACAUAUACCGCGUGGUGGUGGAAGGCGAGCGCGGGAACCGGCCCCACAUCUACUGCCUGGAGCAGCUGCUGCAGGAGGCGAUCAUCGACGUGAGGCCGGCCUCCACACGCUUCCUGCCGCAGGGGACCAGGAUCGCGGCCUAUUGGAGUCAACAGUACCGCUGCCUUUACCCAGGCACCGUGGUCCGAGGGUUGCUGGACCUGGAAGAUGAUGGGGACCUAAUCACCGUGGAAUUUGAUGAUGGAGACACAGGCAGGAUCCCCCUCUCGCAUAUCCGCCUCCUGCCGCCCGACUAUAAGAUCCAGUGUGCCGAGCCGUCCCCGGCCCUCCUGGUGCCCAGUGCCAAGCGCCGCAGCAGGAAAACCAGCAAAGACACUGGGGAAGGCAAAGAGGGGGCCACGGCGGGGUCUGAGGAACCAGGAGGCAAGGCUCGAGGCCGAGGGCGGAAGCCCAGCACCAAGGCCAAGGGCGACAGAGCCACGGUCCUGGAGGAGGUGACCUCCACUGAUGAGGUCCCCGUUACCCCCUUGACCCUGGAGCCAGUCAGCACCCCAAGUUCCAAGAAGAGCCCCCCAGAACCUGUGGACAAGCGGGCGAAAGCCCCCAAGGCCCGCCUCACUGCUCCGCAACCUGGACCUGCACCGUCCACUUUUGCCAGCUGCCCAGCUCCUGAGCCCUUUGGGGAGCCACCAGCCCCUGCCACAGCCCUGCCUCCAGCACCCCUUGUCACCAUGCCCAUCACCAUUCCCGCCACCCGCCCCAAGCCCAAGAAGGCGAGGGCCACUGAGGAGUCUGGUGCCAAGGGUCCCCGGAGGCCCGGGGAGGAAGCCGAGCUGCUCGUCAAGCUGGACCAUGAGGGAGUCACGUCCCCCAAAAGCAAGAAGGCCAAAGAGGCCCUGCUCCUCCGGGAAGAUGUGGGGCCUGGGGGCUGGCAGGAGCCCAAGAGCCUGCCGGGCCUGGGUGGCCACCCCUCGGCAGCAGGCAGCAGCGAGGCCAAAACAGCCUGGCCCAAGGCCUUGGAGGGGGACCUCGCCCAGGAGCCUGGGGUGGGGCUCCCAGUGGAGGACCCUGGGGACCCCAAGAGCCCAGACAAGGCGCAGGCUGAGCAGGACGGGGCGGAGGAGUCCGAGAGCAGCAGCAGCAGCAGCAGCAGCAGCACCAGCAGCAGCAGCAGCAGCAGCAGCAGUAGCAGCAGCAGCAGCAGCUCGGAGACGGAAGGCGAAGAGGAUGGCGACAAGACCGGCGGGGAUGACCGCGGUGCUGGGGGUCGCACCUGCAGCGCUGCCAGCUCCAGGGCAUCCUCCCCAGCCUCCUCUUCCUCGUCCUCCUCUUCCUCGUCCUCCUCCUCGUCCUCCUCUUCUUCCUCUUCAUCCUCCUCCUCCUCCUCUUCCUCUUCCUCCUCCUCUUCUUCCUCCUCCUCCUCUUCUUCCUCUUCCUCCUCUUCUUCCUCCUCCUCCUCUUCCUCUUCCUCCUCCACCACGGACGAGGAUUCCUCCUGCAGCUCGGAUGACGAGGCAAACCCCGCACCUACGCCCGGCCCCUCCACCCAGCCAGCCCUGCCCAAGGCUCCUAAGCCAGCCAGCAAGGCCCGCUCCUCGGGCAAGAAGGCGCCUGCCGCCCAGCCACCGGCACCCCCGCCCCAGCCUGCAAAGCCCUUACAGCCCAAAAUGCAGGCUGGGGCCAAAAGCCGUCCCAAGAAGCGCGAGGGUGUACACCUGCCCACCACCAAGGAGCUGGCCAAGCGGCAGCGCCUGCCGUCUGUGGAGAACCGGCCCAAGAUCGCAGCCUUCCUGCCUGCCCGGCAGCUCUGGAAGUGGUUCGGCAAGCCCACCCAGCGGCGUGGCAUGAAGGGCAAGGCCCGCAAGCUCUUCUACAAGGCCAUCGUGCGCGGCAAGGAGAUGAUCCGCAUCGGGGACUGCGCCGUGUUCCUGUCCGCCGGCCGCCCCAACCUGCCCUACAUCGGCCGCAUCCAGAGCAUGUGGGAGUCGUGGGGCAACAACAUGGUGGUCCGUGUCAAGUGGUUCUACCACCCCGAGGAGACCAGCCCCGGCCGGCAGCUCCACGAGGGCCAGCAGCCCUGGGACCAGAAGUCUGGCCGCGGCCUCCCUGCGGCCCUGCGGGCCUCCAGCCAGAGGAAGGACUUCAUGGAGCGUGCCCUGUACCAGUCCUCGCACGUGGACGAGAACGACGUGCAGACGGUGUCGCACAAGUGCCUGGUUGUGGGCCUGGAGCAGUACGAGCAGAUGCUGAAGACCAAGAAGUACCAGGACAGCGAGGGCCUGUACUACCUGGCGGGCACCUACGAGCCCACCACGGGCAUGAUCUUCUCCACGGACGGCGUGCCCGUGCUGUGCUGAGCCCGCGCCUGUGUCACUACCCGUCCCCCAGCCCCCGGGCCCCGUGCCAGUGCAUGUCGGGGGAGAGAGGCGUGCGUGUGCCCGUAUGCAUGCACGUGUGCACACGCCCGCCCCCUCCGGCCGGGCUCCUGGGCGCCCCGGGUGUGGCGGUGCCAACGCAGGCGACAGGGCUUUGGGGAGCCGGGCCGCCACUCUCGCUGCGCUGCGGUUCCCGGUCUGGUCCGAGACCCCAAUGGACAGGUCACCCGCUGCGCCCAGUGCGCCAGUGCCCGGCCCCACCGGGACACAGGGGCGGGGCGGGGGAGGGGAGCCCAGCCCCCCACACUACAGACCCCCCAUGGUGCUUACCCCCCCAGUCGCGCCCGCCCACCCGGAGGGCGCCGGGUCCUUAACCUGUACAGUUUUAUUGUACUGAGAGUGACUCCCCUGCCCCUGUAUCAUACGCCUUUAAAUGGAGUCAACUUUUUAACUAUAUAUAUAAAGA